UCUUCACUUACCUAGAAGGCAAAAGAAAAUUUUCUUUUCUUCAGUUUGUUACCGAAACGCAUACGAUUCAGACGCAGAUUGUGAAUUGUCUAUCGCUUAGCUGUUAUUGGUGUACUGAGUCUACUUGUAGCUAAUGCUAACUAUCCUCCAAAAGUAUAUUACACGCAAAUCUGUCAUUCUCUUUUCAUUUUUGCUUAUCGUUCUGCGUGAAAAAAAUAUCACUACUGGUUAAAAUAUUUAAAUAUAUAAAAUACCACUAGUAUUAAAAUAUAAAACAAAAUAAGUGAAAGUUAUAUGAAUAAAAGUAGAAAAUUUAUCUGAAAUAUACAUAUGCACAUAUUUUGAGUGCCAGUGAGUGCAACGCAAUAUGACAAUAGUUCGUUUUUCUAUCUUAAAAAUUGUCUAAAUACUCUAGUUCAAAUUCUAGUGCCACAUAAUUAAAAAAAAAGAUUUGGAUAUCAAUUUGAGGAAUAUCACAAAGACCUUGCCAUGAAUCUGAAGAUUCUGUUCUUAACUGCCUGCCUAUGGUUCAUAGUAAGAUCGGCGUCAACAGCCGACAAAUGGUCUCGGCAAUUAGAUGAAACGGGCCCAGGGACGGAAGCAUAUGACUGGAUACCAGUAGCGCAGCCAGUUGAUGCAAAAGAGCGUGCGGGACGUGUUAUCACCUAUCAACAAAAUUUUCCCCCAAACGCAGCUUUCGGAGAAAUACAAAAACCCCAUCACGUCUCGCAACAACAACAAAUCCAGCCAUUUGGGUUUCCAUUCCAUUUUCAAAGAUUUCCCCAGCCUCAAACACAGAUCCAACAUAAUCAACCUCAAAUACACCAGCAGCAACCUAUCCAGCAGCAUCAAAAGUUAGGACUCCAGCCACAGCAGCCAACCUCACAAUCGUUUUUCAAAUUUGAAAUGCCAUUUAAUCGUGAUGGAAAUAGAAAUCAGGACAGUUCUCAGGGCGUGCAAACUGGAUAUCAAAUUCAACACUCUUCCUUUGGAGCCCCGCAAUCAUUAUUCCAUUCACCAUUGUUUACUCAAAAGCAAGUUUUUCCUCCAGAAUUCCAUCCUGUUCCACGUCCUCAACAGAGCUCUCUUCAGCAAGUAUCAAAGCCAAUUCAGCAGAAUUUUAUUGACGAACCUCUUAAGCAAAACUUCCGUGACCCGAUCCCAACUCAUAGUAGCAUUUCAUCAACCUCAGCUGCACCACCCGCAUUUAAUUUUCAACAUAAUUUUGAAUUACAAAAACCGGCCUCGUUUCAAUCCCAGUUGCCAUUUCAAGCCCCUUCAUCAACAGCAUCAGCGCCAGCACCACCAGGGAAUACACAACAAGAUCAAGAAGUGCAGCUUUUAUAUGUUCCCUAUGACACAUUAUACAAUCAACAAAGAGCUGAAAACCCAGCCUUCGAUAACUCCAAAUUUAACCAACAACCUAACGUACAACAUGUCAACCCCUACCAAAUCAAUGACUUCUAUACACCAGAGACCCUCCAGCCACAAGAUCCUAACCGCUUUAUCGCUAGUACUACCUUGAGGACAACAACCACAACAUUAAAACCCACUACACCAUUCCAAAACUACUUUGGUCAACAAUUCACGACACCGAAACCUAAGCCCAAGGCUCAUCAGCCUCCCUUGGCUAUGUUCUUACUUAAGUCAUCAUCGCGACCAACUCAAAGUGAUGUUGUCAAUGCCUUGAGAAAUGCUAAAACUAUCGCAGUCUUAGAUGCACCAACAUCUCAAGCUCCAAAUGUAUUUGUAGGACCGGCAGGCAUGCAAACUCCCAACGGCUAUGCCAAAUUUGAACUGCCUUACCUGUCACAGAUUGCCCAAAAUAAUAAUUUUGGGGAAACAUCAUUCUUUGUUGCUCCUUUGAGUUAUCGUACACCAGCCGGAUUUAAUAAAAUAUUACUCCCCGAACCCCAUGUUGGGUCGAUUGUCGUAAACCGACAAAGGGAAACUUAUAAUGAUGUAAGAACCACAAAGCAGCCGACACCGCAACCUGAAACCUACAAACAGUACCAAAAUCGUCCAUCAUCACCUCCUGAAACUGAAAACUAUCCUCAGCCGCAAUUUGAAAAUUACAAUAAUGUACGAGUAGCAAACAAGCCAACCUCACAACAAUCCGAAGUAUAUAAUAACGUAAGAGGAUAUAACCAAGCAACACAGCAACCCUUACGAGAAACAUACAAUAAUAUAAGAGGGUCAACUCAGCAGCCAACACAACAACCCCAAAGGGAAACUUACAACAACAUAAGAGGAUCCAAUCCAGCACAACCUAAUCAAAAUAUCUUCAUCACCCCAACUCAGAAUGAAAUUCAACAGUUCCCUAGCACCACACAGCGUAACCGUCCCGACACUACACAACGAACAAAAUCAACCACGAUGAAAGAAUAUUAUCCUGAAAUAGUUCGCGAUGUUCCAAAAUUGGAAAGAGGUCGCUACCCGUAUGAGGCAACAACUCAAAGGCAACCCACGGGUCCCAGUCGCGGUCAUAAGUUUUCAGAAAUAUCAACACAGUCGAAUUAUUACCCCGAAGCCAUCCAGGAGGUUACUUCUCCAAAGAUAUACAAACAAGAAAGGAUAAAGCAAAAACGCCCAGAGAACCAAUACUCGGACAACGCUCGACCUUAUGCUCAUUUCAAGCCCAUUCCAAACAACAUACCUCCUGAAGACUUUUACAAAGUUCAACCAAUAAGAACAAGUUCUCCAACAACUACUACCAGCACAUCAACUACGACAACAACAACUUCCACAACACCCCCACGCACCUAUUUCACACAAACUUACCCAACAAGUCCGCAAAUCGACUUUCAGAGCACUCACGGCCAGGUUUAUCAUAAUUCUGAUGUUGGUGGAGAUCGCUUUACCACACGCCCUCCAAGUCAACAACAAGAUCUUCAACAAGUUUCAGAUGAAGAAUAUCGUAUGAAACAAUAUUACCGCCAGCAAGACGCCUUCCGUAAUCGUCCUUCUUACCCCUCUAAGAGCACUUCAAGGCCCACCGUUGAAAGCAUUCCUUAUACAUCGGUAUCAGUUGAUUAUGAUCGUGAAGUACGAAUCCCAUCUUCAACGCCAACCUAUUACACAACGACUUCAACCACGCCUAGGCCUGUCACACAACGCCAAAGGGUAACAUUUUACCAUCCCACUACAACACCAGCGUAUGAAGAUAAUGUUAACACAGUUCCUCCAAGUGAACAAGUUUUCGAGUUUUCCAGAGAUCGAGAUGUUCAAACCACGCCUCCCCAACAAGAACAAAAAACGCAAGUGCCCGAAAACCACAAACUUAAUUUCUCCAACUCAAACCUCAAUAACAAUAACAAUAACAACAAUGAAAUUUCUACCCAAGACGGAUCUGAGGUAGAAUUUGAACCUAAUCCCUAUCAGUUGCCAUCAGAGUUGCCACCUCUAACACCAAAUCUUCCAGGACUUGUAAAUGGGCUCAUUGAUAAGGAGCGUCAAAAUGGUGCUGACGGAGAGACAACUGUGCAAAUGGAAGCUACAACAAAACCCACGCCAUCGACAAGGCCAACAAGGCGACCAAUAAAUCGAGUCAAGAAGCCAGUCGUAUCAAAAGUUUCACAGUCAGUUUCCUAUUCAAGUUCCGAUUAUUCCACCCGGCGACCACUCAACCGGACACGAAGGCCAUACACUGCAAGAAACUAUACCUCCUCAUCUACAUCUACAACUGAACGUUCUUCCACUACAAGGUCGCCACUUAUUCGCAACCCCAACCGGAUAAGGUAUAAUCCAACCCCCGAAGAACGCCAGUCGCUGCGAAUUAAAAAUAGAAAGAACGCAGCAGGAGGCAAAAAAGAAGAUAACAGUGAUGACCUCGAAUACCAACGAGAUGUUUUAAAACAGAAUUAUCCAGUCUUCAAGCCUGCCAAUAGAAGAACGACUACGACUCCAGUUCCAAAUUCUACUGAAAGACCAGUUUCAGAAUCACAGCAGGUUUUUACUGUGACACCAAGUUCUGAGCAGAACUAUGACGGGCUUAUUGAACCAAUGCAGAUUGCACAACAAUAUCAGGAAUACCCUCAGACCAACUAUGGACCCGGAUACUUUCCAAACGAGGAAAAUACUGUACCAACCGAAGCAGUUGGCAGAAAUGAAAUCAGUCCGGUAUAUUCAAGUUCAUCAACUACAGAAGAACCUCAAGCCACAACACGAAGAACUCCAUUUAUCAGAAGAGGUCCAAGAAUAAGGACAACAACAGACUCCCCUACGACAACCCUAGCACCAACUACAUCACCCAGUGAAGAAAGAUAUACGGUCCGAGCAAGAGCUCCUCCACGGAGGAUUGUAAAAGUUCGUGCUCGCACAAGACGUCCUCACCCAGCAUCCUCUACAUCAACUUCUCCACCAGAAGAGUCAGAAGACGAAUCCCAGCCACAAGGCAACAAUGUAAACAGGCUCAAUAGAUUCAACCAGGACCUCUAUCAGGAUGAAAUGUCACAACGAAGACAGCGAAUCAAAUCUCAAUUUCAUUUAGAACCUCAGGAGUCUCAGUGGUCACCGUCGCUUUCUGGAAAGUCCAUUAACAACUUCCAGCCAUUGACAGAGAAGGACGAUAAACCUUCCAAAAAAGAGUAUGCAAAUGAACCAGAAAUUGUAACUGCUAGCCCAGACGCUGGAAAUUCGGAUUCAUAUGUUUUCAAUGUAUCAGCAGGAUUUGGCCCUACAGCGAAUACACAUUUUAGUUCGAAAAUUAGUGAAGAGAAAACAUCUAACAACUCAAAUAAAAGUGAGAAAUCUUUUGCUGACUUACUUGAAGAAGUAAUGUCAGAUAUUGGAAAGGAUUCUGAUGUGAAGUCCACCGAUCCCACUUACUUUGAAUCUCAGAAAAUGAAUACUAAUUUAAGUAGGAAAGGAAAAUGGAAAAAGGGCAAUGCAAGUGCGGCUGAAAGUUUUGAGACCGCUGAAUCUCAAAAUAUUGGCACACAAUUUUUCAAUUCCCUUUAUACUGGAAAAAUAGAGAAGUCUACAACGGCCACUUUCGAAGAAUCCUAUGCAACGACAUCUGCCAAGGUAGAACCUUUGGCCACUACGACUUCUUCUCCGGUAGUAGAAACUGAACUCAAUUUCGAUACGAUAACAACAAGUCCAACACCACAAGAUGACAAUAAUAUGAAAUAUCUCGAAGAAGCUGAAGAACCAGUUCCAACCACUUCACUAGAAAAUAUGCCUUUAGACAGUGAACCUGAAAGUAUAACUCACAGGAUAGAUGACCUAUCGAAUGUCGAAGACCUUGACACUCAGCCAAGUGUAUUUUCUGAAGUUCGAAAACAACUUAACGAACUUUUCAGAGGUGACGAAAACGAUCCAGCCACUGACGAUGAAGAUGAUAAGGACUUUGUUCAGCCACAUAAGUACGAAUACACUAGCAUACACAGAGUCCGAACAACAUCUGACAGUAAUCCGCCCGAUGCUUCCGCAGCCGCAUUGACAGAAAUUCCACAAAAUGGUAAUGCCAACAUCUUCCACAAGAAUCUUAUGAAAUCAGUGGUAUACGCAACAUCUACAUCAACCAAAGAAGAAGCUCCUGAAACAGAAAUUUGCUACAGAGGUCGUUGCAUACGAUCUGAAGACCUACCUUCUAAUCACAAACUUCAUUAGAAGCUCAAAUCUAAGACUAAAUAAUUUAAUCUUGUUCUUGUAAUGGUAAAGCUAUUUAUUUCAUAACUGUAACUUUAUCUUAUCGUAAAUUGUGCAUAAUUCUUUUCGUAUCGAAUAAUGCAGUUUGUUGAAAGUCAUUUCAGUUGUUUAUUUUGAGUGCAUUUUCAUCUGAAAGCAAGUCAUUUAUCGUGUUUUCUAAAUUAAUCUAUUUCUAUAUCUUAGACUAAUUUAGAUAUUUAUGAACAUAAUAAUUUAUGGCGUUUAUAUGUAUUUCCACUCAUUUAUGUAAUUUUAAAAAUUGUAUCUUAAUAAUUAACUCGUUUCUAAGAGCAUUCAAUUAAGUAUUAAAUCUUAAUUUUUACCGAUUUUCAAACAUAAACAUUAUGAUUAAAUUAAGUUAAGAUAGUAUAAAGAUGUAUAUUUUUUAUAG
Molecule: messenger RNA, 6043 nt
Organism: Eupeodes corollae
Lineage: Eukaryota; Metazoa; Arthropoda; Insecta; Diptera; Syrphidae
Product: mucin-2
Exons: 5
Coding region: 490-5613 (1707 amino acids)
Source: RefSeq, a predicted model, not a curated record